Molecule: messenger RNA, 2939 nt
Organism: Hevea brasiliensis (rubber tree)
Lineage: Eukaryota; Viridiplantae; Streptophyta; Magnoliopsida; Malpighiales; Euphorbiaceae
Exons: 9
Coding region: 724-2808 (694 amino acids)
Source: RefSeq, a predicted model, not a curated record
UUAGCGACAAUAGGACCCUUGAUCGCGCCUCAAUCUUGCGCGUCACAUACCCAACAAACGAAGCCAUCUAUGUCUGUCUCUCUCUCCUUUCCAUGUCUCUUUUGGAUAAACCCCCAAUCAAGGCAGAAUCGUGAAUAAACCCUUUUAGAAGCAGCUUGAUUGUUUUCAUCUUCUUUGCUCUCUCAGUUUAAGUAUUUUUUGUGAAAUUUGCGAUUUGCUUAAGUGAGUUCGUAUAAGAUAUUUGUUCUGAACUUAAUCUGAAGUGGGGUUCUUGCAAUAUUGCAAAUUGAAGAGAUUGAGGUGUGGAUAUAAUUUCCGGGUAAGCUUUUUUUUUUUUCCUUUUUCACAAUUUUAGUUCAUAGUUAAUGAAAGUUUGUUGAAAUAGGGAUUUUGAUCAUUCGAUUUUAGUAGAUGUGGUGUGAGAACUAAUAGAAUCUCAUGUGCAAGGCUGAGGUUUGCUGUUUGGUGUUUUAAUGUACAUUUUCAGGCAAGUGCUUGGUGUUCUUUUUAAUUUGAGGUUUUGGGCUUAGGCUUUUAGAGAACCCAAUAGCUGGAUUUGGAUAAAAAUAAGGUGUUGAAGGGUUCUGACUAGAAUUUGAACUGUUGAAUUUAUAUUCUGGGAUUUGAAGAAAGGGAAUAUAUUUUGGCUAUCUGCCAUGGGUGGCAUUCAGAUAGAAAGCUGCUGGUGAAUUUCGUCCUUGGGUUUUGAAUAAGCAACUUGAGAUGGCAACUACUAGCAAGGCCAGAAAUUUGUUUGAGGGUCUAGUGAGAGAAGGAUCAUUUAAAUGGUUACUUAGCAAGCGAAGUUCUUUUGAUGAAGAAUUUGAGGAGAUGGGAAGGUCUCCAUCUGCAAGCAGGAAUUGGAUACCGGAGCUAUCUCCACUGGCUAAUGUGAUUGUUCGUAGAUGCUCAAAAAUCCUUGGCAUCUCGGCAACUGAGCUGCAGGAAAGCUUCAAUCUGAAGGCUUCUGAUUCAAUAAAGCAUCCAUGCCGGUAUGCAAGGAACUUUUUGGAAUACUGCUGCUUCAGAGCACUGGCUCUAUCCAUUCAAUUAACGGGUCAUCUAAUUGAUAAAAAGUUUCGACGCUUGACGUAUGACAUGAUGCUAGCUUGGGAAGCUCCAGCAGCUGCCAGCCAACCUUUGCUUAAUGUAGACGAAGACUUAACAGUUGGGCUAGAGGCCUUUUUGCGCAUAGCUCCAGUAGUUCCAAUCAUUGCUGAUGUGGUUAUCAGUGAAAACCUUUUUGAGGUGCUUACUAUGUCAACCGGUGGUCGGCUUCAAUUCUCCACCUAUGACAAGUACCUAAAUGGACUAGAGAGGGCAAUAAAAAAGAUGAAGAGCCAGUCAGAGUCUUCACUUCUUUCUUCUGUUCGAUUAUCAAGAAGAGAAAAGAUUCUGGAAGUGGAUGGAACAGUCACCACACAACCAGUUCUUGAACAUGUUGGAAUAUCCACCUGGCCAGGUCGGCUAAUUCUCACAGACCACGCACUGUACUUUGAAGCUUUUCGUGUUGUAUCUUAUGACAAACCAAAAGUAUAUGAUUUGUCAGAUGAUCUAAAACAAGUUGUCAGGCCUGAAUUAACUGGACCAUGGGGCACACGGCUUUUUGACAAGGCGGUCUUGUAUAAAUCUAUUUCCUUAUCAGAACCAGUUGUUAUGGAGUUUCCUGAGCUUAAAGGGCACAGUCGCCGUGAUUAUUGGCUAGCUAUUAUCCGGGAAAUUUUGUAUGUUCACAGAUUCAUAAAUAAGUUUCAAAUAACAGGAGUUGAACGGGAAGAAGCUCUUUCAAAGGCCAUCCUUGGAAUUUUGCGACUACAAGCCAUUCAAGAUAUUAGUUCUGUAAAUUCUGUUCGUUUUGAAUCUCUUCUUACGUUUAAUCUUUGUGAUCAACUUCCUGGUGGAGAUUUGAUACUAGAAACUCUUGCAAGCAUGUCUUCCAUGAGAGAAUUAGAACGCACUAACAAUUAUAAGGCUGGAGGUGGAAUGAAUUCAAUCUCAUCCUUGGCCAUGCUUUCCAAUUUAGGAUUUGUGUUUGGAACAAGUUCAAGUGAUGCAAAUGGGGCUGCACUUGCUGUGGGUGAGAUAGCUGUGGGAGAGAUGAGUUCAUUGGAAAGAGCAGUUAAGGAAUCUAGAAACAGCUAUAAAAAGGUGGUGCUAGCACAAGAAACAGUUGAUGGAGUUAAAGUAGAUGGCAUUGACACCAAUUUGGCAGUAAUGAAGGAGCUGCUUCACCCUGUCAUUGAAGUUGGAAAGGGGCUUCUUUCCUUGGCAUAUUGGGAUGAUCCUGUGAAAUCUUUGGUUUUCUGUUCUAUUUCUUCUUAUGUCAUUUGGAGGGGAAGGUUGUCUUAUGCCUUUGGAAUGGUGCUUAUCUUUCUUUCAAUCUUUAUGGUGCUCACGCGAUAUUGUAACCAAGGAGGCCCCAACAACGGACUUAAGGUAAUAGCACCUCCACCAAUGACCACAAUGGAGCAGCUUUUGGCUGUUCAGAAUGCAAUUUCUCAAGCUGAACAGCUCAUCCAAGAUGGAAACAUUUUCCUUCUCAAGUUUCGUGCCUUAUUGCUGUCCAUUUUCCCCCAGGCGAGCGAGAAAUUUGCAGCAGCACUUCUAUGCAUGGCUUUAAUCCUACUUUUCAUACCUAUCAAGUACAUCGUUCUACUCACCUUUUUGGAGGCAUUUACAAGGUAUUCACCUCCAAGGAAAGCAAGCAGUGAAAGAUUGUCGAGGAGAUUGAGAGAGUGGUGGUUUAGCAUACCAGCAGCCCCUGUAGUUCUUGAGAGAGAAAAGGAAGAAGACAAAAAGAAGAAAUGAUUGAAGCUGUAAUUUUAAGUAACAAAAUACACAUUUAUAUGUACAGUUAUCAGAAUAUCUGGGAAAGUGUAAAUCUCAACAAGAAGUAAUGAUGGAAAAAAAAUGGAAUAAUCUGUUUGCAUCUCUGUUAA